AUGCCAAUUGCUCUGAUACCAUUGAGAAGCCAAGGAAAUCUCGGUGGUUUGAAUGUUGUGGUUAUCAUAGAUAAUAUAAGAGCAUUGUGGCCUGACCAACUUCUAGCAAAUUCAUUUUCCAAAUUAAGGAAAUUGCAAGUAAAGGGAUGCAAAAAAUUGCUAAACCUUUUUCCGGUUUCUGUGGCGAGUGCUCCUGUGCAACUUGAGGACCUAAAUCUAUUGCAGAGUGGAGUGGAGGCAGUUGUUCACAAUGAAAAUGAAGAUGAAGCAGCACCUUUACUCUUAUUCCCUAACCUUACCUCUCUCGAACUCGCCGGUUUACACCAACUCAAAAGAUUUUGCUCUAGAAGGUUUAGUUCAAGCUGGCCACUUUUGAAAGAAUUGGAAGUGCUCUAUUGUGAUAAAGUGGAGAUACUCUUUCAACAAAUAAAUUAUGAAUGUGAACUUGAGCCACUCUUCUGGGUAGAACAGGUUGCACUCCCAGGCUUGGAGUCCGUGUCUGUAUGCGGACUAGAUAAUAUAAGAGCAUUGUGGCCUGACCAACUUCCAGCAAAUUCAUUUUCCAAAUUAAGGAAAUUGCAAGUAAGGGGAUGCAACAAAUUGCUAAACCUUUUUCCGGUUUCUGUGGCGAGUGCUCUUGUGCAACUUGAGAACCUAAAUAUAUUUUAUAGUGGAGUGGAGGCAAUUGUUCACAAUGAAAAUGAAGAUGAAGCAGCACUUUUACUUUUAUUCCCUAACCUUACCUCUCUCACACUCUCCGGUUUACACCAACUCAAAAGAUUUUGCUCUAGAAAGUUUAGUUCAAGUUGGCCACUUCUGAAAGAAUUGGAAGUGCUCGAUUGUGAUAAAGUGGAGAUACUCUUUCAACAAAUAAAUUCUGAAUGUGAACUUGAGCCACUCUUCUGGGUAGAACAGGUUGCACUCCCAGGCUUGGAGUCCUUUUCUGUAUGCGGACUAGAUAAUAUAAGAGCAUUGUGGCCUGACCAACUUCCAGCAAAUUCAUUUUCCAAAUUAAGGGAAUUGCAAGUAAGGGGAUGCAACAAAUUGCUAAACCUUUUUCCGGUUUCUGUGGCGAGUGCUCUUGUGCAACUUGAGAACCUAAAUAUAUUUCAGAGUGGAGUGGAGGCAAUUGUUGCCAAUGAAAAUGAAGAUGAGGCAGCACCUUUACUCUUAUUCCCUAACCUUACCUCUCUCACACUCUCCGGUUUACACCAACUCAAAAGAUUUUGCUCUAGAAGGUUUAGUUCAAGCUGGCCACUUCUGAAAGAAUUGGAAGUGCUCUAUUGUGAUAAAGUGGAGAUACUCUUUCAACAAAUAAAUUCUGAAUGUGAACUUGAGCCACUCUUCUGGGUAGAACAGGUUGCACUCCCAGGCUUGGAGUCCUUGUAUGUAUGCGGACUGGAUAAUAUAAGAGCAUUGUGGCCUGACCAACUUCCAACAAAUUCAUUUUCCAAAUUAAGGAAAUUGCAUGUAAGGGGAUUCAACAAAUUGCUAAACCUUUUUCGGGUUUCUGUGGCGAGUGCUCUUGUGCAACUUGAGGACCUAUAUAUAUCAGAGAGUGGAGUGGAGGCAAUUGUUGCCAAUGAAAAUGAAGAUGAAGCAGCACCUUUACUCUUAUUCCCUAACCUUACCUCUCUCACACUCUCCGGUUUACACCAACUCAAAAGAUUUUGCUCUAGAAGGUUUAGUUCAAGCUGGCUACUUCUGAAAGAAUUGGAAGUGCUCGAUUGUGAUAAAGUGGAGAUACUCUUUCAACAAAUAAAUUCUGAAUGUGAACUUGAGCCACUCUUCUGGGUAGAACAGGUUGCACUCCAAGGCUUGGAGUCCUUGUAUGUAUGCGGACUGGAUAAUAUAAGAGCAUUGUGGCCUGACCAACUUCCAACAAAUUCAUUUUCCAAAUUAAGGAAAUUGCAUGUAAGGGGAUUCAACAAAUUGCUAAACCUUUUUCGGGUUUCUGUGGCGAGUGCUCUUGUGCAACUUGAGGACCUAUAUAUAUCGGAGAGUGGAGUGGAGGCAAUUGUUGCCAAUGAAAAUGAAGAUGAAGCAGCACCUUUACUCUUAUUCCCUAACCUUACCUCUCUCACACUCUCCGGUUUACACCAACUCAAAAGAUUUUGCUCUAGAAGGUUUAGUUCAAGCUGGCUACUUCUGAAAGAAUUGGAAGUGCUCGAUUGUGAUAAAGUGGAGAUACUCUUUCAACAAAUAAAUUCUGAAUGUGAACUUGAGCCACUCUUCUGGGUAGAACAGGUUGCACUCCCAGGUUUGGAGUCCUUGUCUGUACGCGGACUAGAUAAUAUAAGAGCAUUGUGGCCUGACCAACUUCCAGCAAAUUCAUUUUCCAAAUUAAGGAAAUUGCAAGUAAGGGGAUGCAACAAAUUGCUAAACCUUUUUCCGGUUUCUGUGGCGAGUGCUCUUGUGCAACUUGAGGACCUUUAUAUAUCGGAGAGUGGAGUGGAGGCAAUUGUUGCCAAUGAAAAUGAAGAUGAAGCAGCACCUUUACUCUCAUUCCCUAACCUUACCUCUCUCACACUCUCCGGUUUACACCAACUCAAAAGAUUUUGCUCUAGAAGGUUUAGUUCAAGCUGGCCACUUCUGAAAGAAUUGGAAGUGCUCGAUUGUGAUAAAGUGGAGAUACUCUUUCAACAAAUAAAUUCUGAAUGUGAACUUGAGCCACUCUUCUGGGUAGAACAGGUUGCACUCCCAGGUUUGGAGUCCUUGUCUGUACGCGGACUAGAUAAUAUAAGAGCAUUGUGGUCUGACCAACUUCCAGCAAAUUCAUUUUCCAAAUUAAGGAAAUUGCAAGUAAGGGGAUGCAACAAAUUGCUAAACCUUUUUCCGGUUUCUGUGGCGAGUGCUCUUGUGCAACUUGAGGACCUAUAUAUAUCGGAAAGUGGAGUGGAGGCAAUUGUUGCCAAUGAAAAUGAAGAUGAAGCAGCACUUUUACUCUUAUUCCCUAACCUUACCUCUCUUACACUCUCCGGUUUACACCAACUCAAAAGAUUUUUCUCUAGAAGGUUUAGUUCAAGCUGGCCACUUCUGAAAGAAUUGGAAGUGCUCGAUUGUGAUAAAGUGGAGAUACUCUUUCAACAAAUAAAUUAUGAAUGUGAACUUGAGCCACUCUUCUGGGUAGAACAGGUUGCACUCCCAGGCUUGGAGUCCUUGUCUGUACGUGGACUAGAUAAUAUAAGAGCAUUGUGGCCUGACCAACUUCCAGCAAAUUCAUUUUCCAAAUUAAGGAAAUUGCAAGGAAGGGGAUGCAACAAAUUGCUAAACCUUUUUCCGGUUUCUGUGGCGAGUGCUCUUGUGCAACUUGAGGACCUUUAUAUAUCGGAGAGUGGAGUGGAGGCAAUUGUUGCCAAUGAAAAUGAAGAUGAAGCAGCACCUUUACUCUCAUUCCCUAACCUUACCUCUCUCACACUCUCCGGUUUACACCAACUCAAAAGAUUUUGCUCUAGAAGGUUUAGUUCAAGCUGGCCACUUCUGAAAGAAUUGGAAGUGCUCGAUUGUGAUAAAGUGGAGAUACUCUUUCAACAAAUAAAUUCUGAAUGUGAACUUGAGCCACUCUUCUGGGUAGAACAGGUUGCACUCCCAGGGUUGGAGUCCUUGUCUGUACGCGGACUAGAUAAUAUAAGAGCAUUGUGGCCUGACCAACUUCCAGCAAAUUCAUUUUCCAAAUUAAGGAAAUUGCAAGUAAGGGGAUGCAACAAACUGCUAAACCUUUUUCCGGUUUCUGUGGCGAGUGCUCUUGUGCAUCUUGAGGACCUAUAUAUAUCGGAGAGUGGAGUGGAGGCAAUUGUUGCCAAUGAAAAUGAAGAUGAAGCAGCACCUUUACUCUUAUUCCCUAACCUUACCUCUCUCACACUCUCCGGUUUACACCAACUGAAAAGAUUUUGCUCUAGAAGGUUUAGUUCAAGCUGGCCACUUCUGAAAGAAUUGGAAGUGCUCGAUUGUGAUAAAGUGGAGAUACUCUUUCAACAAAUAAAUUCUGAAUGUGAACUUGAGCCACUCUUCUGGGUAGAACAGGUUGCACUCCCAGGCUUGGAGUCCUUGUCUGUACGUGGACUAGAUAAUAUAAGAGCAUUGUGGCCUGACCAACUUCCAGCAAAUUCAUUUUCCAAAUUAAGGAAAUUGCAAGUAAGGGGAUGCAACAAAUUGCUAAACCUUUUUCCGGUUUCUGUGGCGAGUGCUCUUGUGCAACUUGAUUACCUAUAUAUAUCGGAGAGUGGAGUGGAGGCAAUUGUUGCCAAUGAAAAUAAAGAUGAAGCAGCACCUUUACUCUUAUUCCCUAACCUUACCUCUCUCACUCUCUCUGGUUUACACCAACUCAAAAGAUUUUGCUCUAGAAGGUUUAGUUCAAGUUGGCCACUUCUGAAAGAAUUGGAAGUGCUCGAUUGUGAUAAAGUGGAGAUACUCUUUCAACAAAUAAAUUCUGAAUGUGAACUUGAGCCACUCUUCUGGGUAGAACAGGUUGCAUUCCCAGGCUUGGAGUCCCUGUAUGUACGAGAACUAGAUAAUAUAAGAGCAUUGUGGUCUGACCAACUUCCAGCAAAUUCGUUUUCCAAAUUAAGGAAAUUGAAAGUAAUUGGAUGCAACAAAUUGCUAAAUCUUUUUCCGCUUUCUGUGGCGAGUGCUCUUGUGCAACUUGAGGAACUACAUAUAUGGGGGGGUGAAGUGGAGGCAAUUGUUUCCAAUGAAAAUGAAGAUGAAGCAGUACCGCUACUCUUAUUCCCUAACCUUACCUCUCUCAAACUCUGUGGUUUACACCAACUCAAAAGAUUUUGCUCUGGAAGGUUUAGUUCAAGCUGGCCACUUCUAAAAAAAUUGAAAGUGCACGAAUGUGAUGAAGUGGAGAUACUCUUUCAACAAAAAAGUUUGGAAUGUGAACUUGAGCCACUCUUCUGGGUAGAACAGGAAGCAUUUCCUAAUUUGGAAGAACUAACAUUGAACUUAAAGGGCACUGUGGAGAUAUGGCGAGGCCAAUUUUCAAGGGUGUCUUUUUCGAAGUUAAGCUAUUUGAAUAUAGAACAGUGUCAAGGUAUUUCGGUUGUGAUUCCCUCAAAUAUGGUUCAAAUACUACAUAAUCUAGAAGAACUAGAGGUGGAUAUGUGUGAUUCAAUGAAUGAGGUUAUCCAAGUAGAAAUAGUGGGAAAUGAUGGACAUGAACUAAUAGAUAAUGAGAUUGAGUUCACCAGAUUAAAGAGUUUGACACUUCAUCAUUUGCCAAAUCUAAAAAGCUUUUGCUCAUCAACAAGAUAUGUCUUCAAAUUCCCAUCCUUGGAAAGAAUGAAGGUGAGAGAAUGUCGUGGGAUGGAAUUUUUCUACAAGGGAGUCUUAGACGCACCAAGGCUAAAAAGUGUACAAAAUGAAUUUUUCGAAGAAUGUUGGCAGGAUGACCUGAAUACCACCAUACGCAAGAUGUUCAUGGAACAGGGUUAUAAAGAGGAAGAUUCUGAAAAAUCGGAUUCUAUCAAUUCAGAUCUUAGGGAGGAGGAUUUUGAAGAAGACUGAUUUCAUUUUCCGUAUGCAAAACAAGGAAGAGGUGUUUGUUUUUUCUACAUAGUCUAUGUGAGUGAAACACUGCCUUCAAUUGCUUUUUUUUUUUUUUUGUGCAUGUAUAUUAUUACAUCUUCGAAAGGCCUUUGUUCUUAAUGUCCUUUUUUAGGUAUGUUGGACUUUUUAUUUUGAGGAGAUGCAUAGAUUAACAUUUGUGGUAGAAAAAUGUCUGCUAAUGAUGUUUCCUUUAUUUAAAUCGACUAUAGAAGGAUUUUUAUCUCUA
This is a messenger RNA of Vitis vinifera (wine grape), 5776 nucleotides long. RefSeq lists its product as uncharacterized. The record is from RefSeq and is a predicted model, not a curated record. Bases 1 to 5508 code for a protein of 1835 amino acids. The transcript is spliced from 14 exons. NCBI's taxonomy places the organism in Eukaryota, Viridiplantae, Streptophyta, Magnoliopsida, Vitales, Vitaceae.